CUCACCAUCUUCCAUAUCCUUACUUCCAGGCGUAGCCUGUCGUUAAGAGUGCAUGGGAAAGGGGUGAUAGGGGGGAAAGUUAUAUUGCUUUUUAUAAUAGCCUACUCGGAGAUGAAGAGGAUAGCCCGGAAUUUGACAACUCAGGAAAUUCUGCGCUGAAGACUGGGUUCGUCGUGGAGAUUAAAUCCUUCAACGGGAGGAGAGAAGGGCAUCGACUGGUCCAGCAUCCCACAGCCAGCCGUCAUUUUCCAGGCUGAGGCAGCUAGCAGCCUAUCUUGGCUUGGCUAGAAAUAUUGUGACAGCUUCUCGAAACGACGAUUCUACAUACCAAGCUUUCUAUUCACAGUAACCGAUGAAGCCUAAAAACGAUUUGUAGAGCUCCGUUUUUGAGAACAUUAGACCCACAUCUCUCUAAGAUCCCGUUAAUCGAUUGCAUGUGGACACCGAAUGCAAUUAAAGAGCGGUAGAUCGGUAAAUACUAGCUUUUGAUAUAUUUUGAUACAUAUUGCGGGUUAUUGAAAAGGCUGUCGGUCACGCUCACACUGCCAACUUGGACUGUACAUGGAAGCACGUCGCAGCCUUGCUUGUUUUGCACGUCGAAGCCUUAUCCUGCUCGAGCUGUUCUAGGUUUAGAUACAUAAUUUGAAAAACGUCUUGGUCUUGACUUUAUCGCACACGCAUCAUAAGGGCCUCGUCAGCUGGAACUUGAGAUAAAGUUCUGGAAUAUACUUUAUUGCAGGGGGACAACAUAGCUGUUUAAUUCGUUGAGCAUCGACGUUCCAGUGAAAAGAUGUCGGGGCAGACUCUGACGGAUCGCAUCGCCGCGGCGCAGUACAGCUUAACAGGGUCGGAAGUGGCCAGAGCAUGCUGCAAAGCUACCACCCACGAGGUGAUGGCUCCGAAGAAGAAACACCUGGAAUAUCUGAUCCAGGCGACGCAGGAGUCCAACGUUAACAUCCCACAGAUGGCCGACACGCUCUUCGAGAGGGCCGGCAAUGCCAGCUGGGUUGUGGUCUUCAAGGCCCUAUCAACCACGCAUCACCUGAUGGUCCAUGGCAACGAGAGGUUCAUCCAGUUCCUGGCCUCCAGAAACACUCUUUUCAACCUCAGUAACUUCCUGGACAAGACCGGUUCGCAGGGGUACGACAUGUCAACCUUCAUCAGACGCUACAGCAGGUACCUGAAUGAGAAGGCCUUCGCCUACAGACAGAUGGCUUUCGACUUCGUCAGAGUGAAGAAAGGGGCUGAGGGUGUCAUGAGAACAAUGUCCCCAGACAAGCUGUUGAAAGGAAUGCCCACCUUGCAGAGUCAGAUCGACGCCCUGCUGGAGUUUGAUGUUCACCCGCAAGACCUGAAGAAUGGCGUCAUCAACGCAGCUUUCCUGUUGCUCUUCAAAGACCUGAUUAAGCUCUAUGCCUGCUACAACGACGGCAUCAUUAAUCUCUUAGAGAAGUUUUUCCAGAUGAAGAAGGGUCAGUGUAAGGAUGCCCUGGAGAUCUAUAAGAGAUUCUUGACACGGAUGACUAGAGUCUCAGAGUUCCUCAAAAUCGCAGAGCAAGUAGGGAUUGACAAGAACGACAUACCCGAGCUAACACAGCCUACAAAUCCCAGAAACCCCAGCAGCAUCACCCAAUCACAGUGUCUCUUCACCUCCUGGAUUGGCUGUGAUGUCCAAUCACAGACAUCCACAUGCAGAUAUGACAGGUCAUCCGUCCUAUCAUGGUGGGUUUUAUUUUAAAAAAAGGGGGGAGGGCAGCUUAUCCCUGGGAUCCAUUCUGUCCUCCAUGCAGCUAAUGGCAUCAGAUGUGGCGGUGAUUGACAGCAACUGUGCCCCUCCCUCUCUUCUUAUUGCAGAGGUGCAGAAAGAUCACUCAGGCUGAGAGUGUGAGUAGUGUGUAGUGCAUACGGCUUAUACGCGCAGUCUAGGACAGUUCUUCCAUGACUUUCUUCUCUCUAGUGCUCAGAAAUAAACAUCAAUGCACAACA
Messenger RNA from Alosa sapidissima (American shad), 1986 nucleotides. Its product is annotated as clathrin coat assembly protein AP180-like. The transcript has 9 exons. NCBI's taxonomy places the organism in Eukaryota, Metazoa, Chordata, Actinopteri, Clupeiformes, Clupeidae. The coding region runs from base 791 to 1738 and encodes 315 amino acids. The record is from RefSeq and is a predicted model, not a curated record. Gene Ontology annotation, molecular function: 1-phosphatidylinositol binding; SNARE binding; phosphatidylinositol-4,5-bisphosphate binding. Gene Ontology annotation, cellular component: extrinsic component of presynaptic endocytic zone membrane; synaptic vesicle; clathrin-coated pit. Gene Ontology annotation, biological process: clathrin coat assembly; clathrin-dependent endocytosis; synaptic vesicle budding from presynaptic endocytic zone membrane.